AUGGUGUUCUCUAGUUUUGUGAAACAGGCUAGGCAUAGGGAAAGAAUCCAAUUCUUUCAAAGUGCAUAUCCAUAUAUGAACAGUCAGGGAUUGAUAUCUUUUCAUAAAAUUUACAGUAAAUUAUGGAGCCAAAGAGGACCUAGGCCCUCAAGAAGGAACCGUUGGUUCUUUCUUGGGAUCGACAAUGGUCACUAUGGGUUGUACUACACUAUAUAUCAUCAAGAAUCAGAGAAAAAUAAAGGAAGAAGAGCAGAGAACAUCUUAAAACAAGAUCCUAGAUCUUGUGGUGAUCAGCUGCAACACCAUGGAAGUUUUUAUGACUCAAAUUCAAAUUUUUUUAUACUGAGGGUUAACCGGGACAUUUACAACCAUAUAGAUUAUUUGAAAAGUAUAGAAUAUGAGUUUUUAUCUACCCUUUCAAUAUUUCGCCCAAAAUUUGCUGCCGUAAAUCAAGCAAGGAGAUUUUCGACCGUUGCGUACAGACGCACUAAGUAUUCUGAUGCUUUCGUGGAGGAGGAUACAUCUCGAGAGAAUGAACUUGAUUUAAAAGAGGAAGAUGAUUCGAGCUUUUUAAGGAAUCAAAUUUCUUUAAUAAAAGCCAAGUAUAAUAGCGAAACAGAAAGCGAUUUAAAUUUGGUCUAUCCAUUAUAUCAAGCGUUGAAAAGAAACAACCUUCGGCUACCUGGUGUAGAGUUGUAUAAUGUUGUUUUGGAUUCCAUAGCUCGCAGAUCGUUGAAUAACACAAAAGAAAUAGAGGAUGUGGAGAUGAGGUUAACCAGCCUUCUUACAGUUUAUCAAGACUUGCUCAAUAGCACCACGAAACCAGAUAAGAAUACCUAUAAAAUAUUAUUGACAGAAUUAUUUAAAGGCGCUGUCCAAGUUAUAGAGAUAGGAAAUCAAAGAAAUUGCUGUCAGGCUUUGUUUAAAGAAACGUCAGAUAAAAGCAGAGAUUUUAUCAAAGUUGGGACUGAUUUGUUUAAUUCUAUCUCGAAGAUUCAUGAAGUAGAUUUACUGAGGAUCUUACCAUUGAUGGUAAGCGCAUUAAAUUUUCAUCCUCACUUAAUUGAUGAAAGUAUGAUAAAAAGUCUUGUCUCAAUUGAGUUACCGCAAUUACAGAACAGUAAUUAUCAUAUCGGAUUAAUCGGAUUAACAGCAUAUUACUCCAAAUUUGAAAUGUUCAGCGAUAAGGAAGUCUUGUAUGACUAUAUAAUCAAUUUGUACCAAAACUAUAAACAAAGUUGCAUACAAAAUCCAGAUCUUUUUGAUUCCGAAUAUGAAAUCUAUGCCGCUUUAAUUCGUUCAUUAAUUCGCAAUGGUAACAUGAGACUUGCUACAAAAUUUUUGGACGAUAUACUAAUAGAUUAUAGAAUCUCCCUCAACUCUUUGGAAAGACCAUCUAAAAGUGAAAUUUCGAAUUUACUUUCUGUUUAUUUAAGUUCGGUCAUGAGCAUCGAUUCGUCCAUCGAUGGUUUGAAAUCUUGUUACGAGCUUUUAUUGAGGUUUAAUGAAAACUCUUAUCUACCAGAACUAUCAAUAUCAGUUUACAAUGUCAUGAUCAAUAAGUUCAUCAACCAAUAUUAUUCAUUGGAAUACGAGAAACAGGAGGAUCGAACAAAUUUGGAGUCAAUAUGUCUGAAACAGGAAGAAUAUUAUCGUUUUGUUUGGAAGUUAUAUGACUAUGUGGCAAUUCGUAAGGAUUUUCAAAGUGCAGAAUUCGGUAAGGAUUCAUUGGUUUUCGGUGAAAAUAGAUCGCACUGCCGUGAUUCCCUAUUAUCAUUAGCUAUUGACUUAGGUGACCACGAGAAAGUCUUUCAGUUGAUGAAAGAAAUUAUGUUGAAAAAUCAUCUCAUUCGUGAAUUACUGGUUUUGAAAAAGGUCUCACUUUAUUUACAUCAUGGUGUUGUUUCAAGGGGAUUUAAUGCACAAUAUUUUGAGCUUUUAUGGAAUUUACUAGAAAACCAAUCAAUCCACUAUCAAAGUAAUCCAAAGUUCUUGAAUGAUUUCCUCUCAGAUGUCAUUAACUAUUUAAUUUUGGAAAGAAGUGACUAUAAUGUCAAAAUGGUCAUGAAUUCUGAGAUGGUCAGCAAAGCAUUCUCGUCUUUUGAUUUACAGGAGGAUAAUAUAUUCGGUUUAUUGGUGAUUUCGGAAUUUUUGUCAGAUUAUACAUACCAUAAUGAAGUUACAGAUGGAAAACAAUUGCUUAGGAUACUUCAAUAUCAAUCGUCAGUAGUUCUCGAAUUUGAAAACACAGAGAAUCAUUAUUUGCCUCUAGAUGAGAAGUUGAUUCAAUUUAAGCAAUCACUCAAAGCAGGAUUUGUGAACUUGUUCAACAAAGCCGAAAACUUGAAAAUAGGUUUUACAAAUGAAAUUUACGAAGCCUGUAAAUUAUAUGACAUUCAUUUGACUUCGAACCACGAGGUAUUAGAGUUAGAUAUGGGGUAUAACCUCAAUCUUAGCCAUUUACUCAACAUAAAUUAUGAGUCAGGGGUAAAAAGAUUUCUUGAGUACUUUAAAAAAGGCUACAAGUUUAAUGAAUCAACAUGGAACAUAAUUAUCAAUAGUAACUUCAUCAUGAACCAGGUUGAUUCAAAGAUAAUUAAAUUAGACGAUUUACUAUCUCGUCUUUUUGAACUGGAUCUUAGUAUCGACGUAAAAAGUGACUUAAUAAAGCGACUUUUACGUUAUGAAGAUGAUAAGACUACAAUAGGCGUUACAAAAUAUUUAUUAAAAAUCAAUUAUUUGCUUGAAGAUUCAAGCUUGAUGAACUGUUUGAUAUUCUCGUUGAAGGAAUCCAACAACAGAUACUUAAGAGAUCUAAUUGAGGACAACUUUAGCGCACUUUAUGAUAUGAACAAAAAUCCUGACUGGAUUAACACUUUUUUUCAAUUUCUAAUUGAUAAAGACAACUAUAGAGAAGUCGUAUACCUUGCUUCUAAGCAUGAGAUUUUAAAAGACUUAAGUGUUGAAAAUCCUUCCCAUUUGCCUUUACUAUGCAAAGUAUUGAACGCAUCGUUAAAGCUAGGAGACUAUGAACAGUUCAAUGAUUUAUUUAAGAGCCACUUUGAUGGGCUGGACCUUUUAAAUAAAAGUCUUACGGAAUCAAAAGAAUUGGCGGUAAUUGUUAUAAAUUAUUACACUCUCAUGGGCUCUUAUGACUUGGUUUUGGACAAGUUUAGAGAAUUGGGAACAGAGUCGCCAGAAGUACGUGCCGCUCUUGCAUUUACAAAAUACCUAAAAUCAUUAACUAAUACGGAACUGUCUAUGGACUACGGUGAAAUGAAAUCGUUAUCUGAGCAGUCUCUUAUAUUGAUCAGCAAUAAUUUUGAAGAGAUAAACGAAUUUUAUGAGAAUAAUAGGGCAUAUGUGAAGUAUAACAGAGAAAAAUUAACAAACCUUUCAUUGAGUAAUUUAAUAAAGUCUGGAUAUACUUUGAACAAGUCAACGCAAAGCAAAGAAAAGAAAGAUGAAAUAAACAGGAAUUUAGUCAAGAAGUUUCACUCACUAUUAAAGGCUUUGAAACUAUGUCAGCUGAAACUACUUUCUACGGAUAGCCUUGUUUUAAUCAUCAAGUUUUUAUCCAUAUCAAAUUCGGACGGAGUAUUGAACAUUAUACUUAAUAAGGUUAUUCAUAAGAACCAGUUUUCUGAAUUGCUCCAAUUUUAUUUCAUGGAAGUUUGGAUGAAGACAUCAAACGACCAAAUAAAAGUAUUAGAAACAUUAAGGUCUGCGUUUGUAUUCUUGAACGAUCCAAGUAAUGUUGAAAGAAUAGACGACUUUUGCCGUGCGAAUGCGGUUAACUUGAAAGUCAAGGAUAUGGGCGAUGAGGUUUUUAAUUAG
Molecule: messenger RNA, 3837 nt
Organism: Priceomyces carsonii
Lineage: Eukaryota; Fungi; Ascomycota; Pichiomycetes; Serinales; Debaryomycetaceae
Gene: RPM2
Product: ribonuclease P
Exons: 1
Coding region: 1-3837 (1278 amino acids)
Source: RefSeq, a predicted model, not a curated record